CAUUAAUUAUAGUAAGUUCCUACAAGGAGAGAAAAAAUUUAGCCAUAUACAGUCAAAAUCUCUUCUUUUAGGGCCAUUCUUUUUCCCUUAACAAUAAUUAAAGAAUGUGUUUAUGAAUCAACAAGUUUUCAUUUCCACAUCAUGCAACAAUUCCUUCAACAACUUGUUUGAUCAAUUAAUUAGUAAUCCUCAUUCCGAUCUUCAUCAAUCCUACUUGCUUAGGAUUGAGGCAUUAGUUAUUGUUGCUUUCAACCCGUCUUACAAAAAAUCUUGAAAAAUGGGGAGUCAAAUCUCUAAGGUAAAUGCCAAGAGCAACAGGAUCCCCCCAAACUUCCUUCGUCGACGAUUACAUGACAUGAGGAAACGAAGGCGUUUUAGUAGGCCAACAAAACAAACUACACCUUCAAAGAAAGAAUUGCUUUCGUAUGUUAUAGAAGAAGAUGAGAAUUUAGAAGGAAGCCUAGGAAAAAGGGAGCAUGCACCUAAGGAUCAUAUGAAAAGAUUAGAAGCACAUGAUGAUCAAGAAAGGGUGGCAAAAUUGAUAGAAGCAAUUGUUCAAGAAGAUGGAGGGGAUCAUGGAGAUGUUGAAGAUGAAGAUGAUAAUAAAGAUGAUCAAAGGAUGAUAAAGCCUCAUGCUGAGGAGGGACCUGGUUCACCAAGUUUUAGAGUAUAUUUCACAAAUAACAAUGUUGAAGACAAAAAGAUUAAUGAAGUAAUUAUUGGUAACAAGGAUGUCAUUAAGAAAACAACACUAACAACCCUUAUUGCUGCUACCAUACCAUCAAUAGAGGUGGUUCCUGUGGGCAACAAGGUGAAGAAAGACACGAAGAGGAAGAGUUUUAGAUGUGCACUGUCAAGGAAUUUGUUGAAUGUUCGAUCAUGUUGCUCUGCAGCUCACUCCAGACCCAACCACACCCAUCUUCUACCUGGAAAAGCACCUGCUUGAUCAGGCACAACAUUUGCUUCAUUGUCUUUUUGGAAAAUUAAACCCAUCACCCUUUGUUUGCUAUGUCUAUUGGAUGUAAACCAUAGUUUAGCAAAUUAAAUAGUAGGUCCACUGUAAUGAAAAACUAAGACAUUAAUAUUAUGAAAUUGUAGAGACUUAAGAGAUUGUAUAUACCUCUUAA
Solanum dulcamara is the source of this 1127-nucleotide messenger RNA. RefSeq lists its product as uncharacterized. The coding region runs from base 278 to 946 and encodes 222 amino acids. The record is from RefSeq and is a predicted model, not a curated record. The transcript has 3 exons. Lineage: Eukaryota; Viridiplantae; Streptophyta; Magnoliopsida; Solanales; Solanaceae.